Molecule: messenger RNA, 291 nt
Organism: Paracoccidioides lutzii Pb01
Exons: 1
Coding region: 1-291 (96 amino acids)
Source: RefSeq, a predicted model, not a curated record
AUGGCUUUCAUGCAUCCGUAUGAGAAUGAAGGUCUUCGCCUGGAAAUUGGGUGUACCAUCGCUGAAAUGUGCGUCAGGCGCCUUGGAGCUGUUAAGGGCUCAAACAUGGGCUGUCUCAACUUGCGGGAGAUGCCUAUGCAUCCUCACUCUGAUCCAGCUAGUUUUCCUCAACAUAAUUUCACAUCCGAAAAUGUGCCAUUCAUGGUCUCCUUAAGACAUGAGCCUCCGCCUGUAAGAUAUAUUCAGUCGCCCAGCCAAUGGAAAUUUAAUGGUCUUGUAGGGCCAAGAUAG